UCGAAUUUUCGCCAAUAAUUUUGCCUAUUUUUUACCUCUAUAUAUAUCGAAGUUUUCUUAUAAUUACCUCAACAUAUCGAAGUUUCAGUUUAUCAACGAAACGAACUUUAGUACUGUAUUGUCGUGUUGUGCAAACGAACAACCAUCAAAGUAGAGUAGGUACCGUAUUUUUCAUGUCGAGACUUGAAACCCCCACCACCGACACUCCUUUGUUUUCUGUAGACGCCAGUGGUGGAUCACCACUCCACCCUCAGUUUAAUUUGGACGUUACCGCGAUUAGUGCGAGUUGAGGUUAUCUUAGUGAAUUAUUGUGCGUGGCAGAUUUUCAACUGUGACACUGUUUUGUUUAAAAGUGCGAUGGCAAAACGGAAAACUUUAUCUUAUCAAGAUAAAGUUAAACUUAUAGAGACUGUGGACGCCGGGAAUAAGAAAAAAAGUGACAUUGCAAAGGAGUUUGGUAUACCAGCGAAUACUCUCUCGACCAUAUUGAAAAAUAGAGAAAAAUAUGAACGCCAAGGAACUUCGUGCAAGAGAAUAAAAGGACCCGAAUUCAAGGACGUAGAUGAAAGUGUUUAUCAGUGGUUAAAACAGUGCCGUGAUAAAAACCUUCCUGUAAGUGGCCCAAUUUUAAAAGAAAAAGCAGCACAGUUUGCUGCGCAAUUAAAUAAACCUGACUUUCGAGCAAGCAACGGUUGGCUCCAAAACUUUAAAAAAAGAAAUGAAGUGAUUUUCAAAAAGGUGACUGGCGAAAGUGCGAGUGUCGAUGACAAUGUUUGCACAGAAUGGUCGCAAAAACUGCCUGAUCUUGUCAAGGGAUACAAACCUGACGAUAUUUUUAAUGCCGACGAAACAGGUCUUUUUUACCAGUGUCUUCCUGACAAAACUUUAACUUUUAAAGGUGACACUUGCCACGGAGGUAAGAAUAGUAAACAAAGAGUUACAUUGCUGCUUGGAACAAAUCAAAUUGGCACCGUGAAGCUUAAACCAUUGAUGAUAGGAAAAUCUAAAAAUCCAAGGUGUUUCAAAGGGGUUCAAAGCUUUCCAAUGGACUACACAUCAAACAAAAAGUCAUGGAUGAACUCAGGGGUUUUUGAGAAAUGGCUAACGGACUUGGACAGACAAAUGAAGAAAAAGAAGAAAAAAAUACUCUUGUUUAUUGACAACGCUACUGCUCACGGUGACAUCCCAAAAAUGAAAAACGUAAAAAUCGAGUUCUUACCUCCAAACACCACAUCCAAGCUACAGCCAUUGGAUCAAGGAAUAAUUAAGAACUUUAAAGUUCAUUACCGGAAGGAAGUUGUACGCCUCUUCCUUCGUGACCUCGAGGACAAGAACCCUACAAAAAUAAGCAUACUUGAUGCAAUGUGGAUGGCUUCUAAGGCGUGGAACAAUGUUACCGAAAAUACUAUAAAGAACUGCUUCAAGAAAAGUGGCUUUAAACAGCAAGUUGACGAAGAAGAGGAAAGUGUUGUAGAAGACUGUUAAAUUGUUGAAACGGAUAACGGUGAACUUGCUAGUCCUGUACUGUGGAGACAAGUGACUCAGGCCCUUACUUUGCAAGGGCUGUCUUUCGAAGACUUUGUGGCCGUCGAUGACGAGCUUGCUACUUGCGACCAAUUAAGCGAUGCAGACAUUAUUGCAUCCGUUUCCAAGGACACGAGUGUAGAAGACAGUGUAGUCGAGGACGGCGAGGAUGAUGACGACAACGAAGUCGAAACGCCUGACCCCACCCUUCGCGAUGCCCGGUGUGCCAUCAACACGUUGCGAAGUUUCCUCCAAAAGAAGACGUCUAUGGAUGACAAAAUAAUCCAGUCUUUAUCCAUUUUAGACGACGCGUUGGACAAAGUGACUUUCACAGGUAGACAAACUACAAUUUCAGAUUUUUUUUAAUAACAGUAAAUAAGUUUUGCAAACUCUUUAUAA
Molecule: messenger RNA, 1923 nt
Organism: Homalodisca vitripennis (glassy-winged sharpshooter)
Lineage: Eukaryota; Metazoa; Arthropoda; Insecta; Hemiptera; Cicadellidae
Product: tigger transposable element-derived protein 4-like
Exons: 1
Coding region: 358-1485 (375 amino acids)
Cellular component (GO): nucleus
Molecular function (GO): DNA binding
Source: RefSeq, a predicted model, not a curated record